This is a messenger RNA of Dicentrarchus labrax (European seabass), 4935 nucleotides long. It is a transcript of the gene rap1gapb, whose product is annotated as RAP1 GTPase activating protein b. The record is from RefSeq and is a predicted model, not a curated record. Gene Ontology annotation, molecular function: GTPase activator activity. Gene Ontology annotation, biological process: regulation of small GTPase mediated signal transduction; activation of GTPase activity. The transcript has 26 exons. NCBI's taxonomy places the organism in Eukaryota, Metazoa, Chordata, Actinopteri, Moronidae. Bases 571 to 2739 code for a protein of 722 amino acids. Gene Ontology annotation, cellular component: cytoplasm.
GUGUGUGUGUGUGUGUGUGUGGAUGGAUGGAGGAGUAGUAGGGAGCGCAUUGGACGGUGGGGAAUGGUCACAUGACAGUGACAGCAUGUUCGAUUUAAAAGAAAGGAAAAGAGAGACUUGAGCAUCAGAUGCGGGCUGAUAUGUGCUGAGGAUUUGGCUGAACACCCGCUCACCUCUCCACUCUCCUGUCUCCAGCAGGCUGCUGUACGGGGGGGGCAGCAGUCAAAUUCGCCACCGCUAUUCCACCGACGCGACAAUAAUUAUUUCCUCUCUUCAGCUUCUGCAAAAUUAAAGCCACUGACCUACCUUUUUUUGUAACAUUCAUCAUCUUAACAGCAGUGAGAAGGCGCAUCCAGACGGAGAGCUUUUCACAAUUCUCCAAAAAAGCUCACAAUAGGAGGAUAUAGCUUGGCAGCUUACAGAAUCGACAAGAGCUUCUCCAGGACCAGGACCUUAUGGAAGCAAGAUGGAAGGAUUCCUCGUAUCUCUGAUGAAAUAGAGCCCUCGCUAGCACACUCCCACCCUCCGUUUCCUCUUCCCUCACUUUCAAAGACCUCGGACCUGUUUGCCAUGAUCGAGAGAAUUCAGGGUUGCAGAAUGGAUGAGCAACGAUGCCCCCUCCCUCCCCCCCUCAAAACGGAAGAGGACUACAUCCCUUAUCCCAGCGUUCAUGAGGUUCUGGGUCGCACUAGCCCUUUUCCACUCAUCCUGCUUCCCCAGUUUGGAGGAUAUUGGAUUGAGGGGACCAAUCAUGAGCCAAAAGACCCACCAGAGGCUGAUCAACUGCCCUGUCCUGCCUCCCACAUCAAACUGGAGACAAACAGCAUCGCCAAGAUCUACAGGAAACAUUUCAUGGGAAAGGAACAUUUUAAUUAUUACACCAUGGAUGCUGCCCUGGGCCACUUGGUCUUUUCCAUGAAGUACGAUGUCAUUGGGGAUCAAGAGCAUCUGCGCUUGAUGCUUCGCACAAAGCUAAAAACCUACCAUGAUGUGAUUCCCAUUUCCUGCCUUACCGAGUUCCCCAAUGUGGUUCAGAUGGCCAAGCUUGUUUGUGAAGAAGUAAAUGUGGAUAGGUUUUAUCCUGUCCUAUACCCAAAGGCAUCAAGGCUUAUUGUGACCUUUGAUGAGCAUGUGAUCAGCAACAACUUCAAGUUUGGGGUUAUUUAUCAAAAGUUUGGCCAGACAUCAGAGGAAGAGCUGUUUGGGAACAUGGAAGAAAGUCCGGCCUUUGUUGAGUUGUUGGAGUUUCUGGGCCACAAGAUUGAGCUUCAUGACUUUAAAGGGUUUCGGGGUGGGCUGGAUGUCACUCAUGGGCAGACAGGGACAGAAUCUGUCUACACAAGUUUCCAUAAUAAGGAGAUUAUGUUUCAUGUGUCCACCAAGCUGCCUUACACAGAGGGAGACUCACAGCAGCUGCAGAGGAAGAGGCACAUAGGCAACGACAUUGUGGCCAUCGUGUUCCAGGAAGAGAACACGCCCUUUGUACCAGACAUGAUCCAGUCCAACUUCCUGCAUGCGUAUGUGGUGGUGCAGGUGGAGAAUGCAUGCACGGAUAAUGUCACCUACAAGGUGUCUGUGACAGCGCGUGAUGACGUACCUUUCUUUGGGCCUGCCCUGCCUGACCCUGCCAUCUUCAAAAAGGGCCAUGAGUUUCGUGAGUUCCUGUUUACCAAGCUCAUCAAUGCAGAGUAUGCCUGCUACAAAGCUGAGAAGUUUGCUAAGCUUGAGGAGCGCACACGUUCAGCCCUGUUGGAGACUCUCUAUGAGGAGCUGCACAUUAACAGCCAGUCCAUGAUGGGUCUGGGUGGAGACGAAGAUAAGCUGGAGAACGGGGGCGGAGGAGGCGGAGGAGGAGGAGGCUUCUUUGAAUCCUUUAAGCGGGUCAUCCGCAGCAGAAGCCAGUCUAUGGACGCCAUGGGCCUCAGUAACAAGAAGUCACACACAGUCUCCACUAGUCACAGUGGCAGCUUUACCCAUAAUCCCGCAGAGAGCCCCAAAACCCCAGGGAUUUCAUUGCUUGUUCCAGGGAAAAGUCCCAGUAAAUAUGGACGCCGAGGCAGUGCCAUAGGGAUAGGAACAAUAGAAGAGUCAUUGAUCAUUCCUGGGAAAAGCCCAACCAGGAAAAAGUCUGGGCCCUUCAGCUCCCGUCGCAGCAGCGCCAUUGGCAUCGAGAACAUCCAGGAGGUCCAAGAGAGGAGCCGGGAGGUGUCUCCCAGCACCCAGAGGACACCAGACUGCAGCCACUUCUCACAGGAAAACAGAUCAGACAACUCCUCCAAUCACAGUUCUCCAGAAUUUCCUGCUACUAAGAACAGUUUGGCCAUGUGUUGCAGGGCAGCGUCCAUCCCCGAGGCUCAGGACCUUUCCCGCUCCUCCUCCAAUGCCAGCAGCUUUGCCAGCGUAGUGGAGGAGCAUGAGGCAGAGGAGGAGUACGACACUGGACUGGAAAGUGUGUCUUGUGUUACACCACUCAAGAGAGACUCAUUUGUGUACAGCUCUUCGGUGGAGGACAGUGCAUGCAGUACCAGCCAGGGAAGUUUUCCAGCAGCUUCUCAUCUUCAGCAGCAACCGGACGGAGUGAAGACAUCAGAGCCAAAAGGGACAGACAGCCAGCCCAAGACAGAGCGUUCCUCGCAGGAGCACAAGUUCUCAUCGCAUCCCCAUAAGAGGCAUCUUUUGCCAAAAACAAGCCAAGGGCAUGUGAACUACACCCCUGAUGCAGAAGAGGAGCAGAGUUAGAAGCCAGAUCAAGAGACUGACAGAUCUUCCUUUGUAAGUUUGGCAUGGAUCUGCUGCCUGUCACGACAGACACCCAGCUCCAUGGACAUGUACCUACCUAUCGCCCUCAUUCCAGCUCUGUGUGGGACCCUCCUUGAAUGGUCAAGGCAAACGACAUGAGACCUCCGCACCCAUGCAGCAUCACUACUGACUCAUUUGUCAGCUGGCUUAGACGAAUAAGUCUGGCUGCUCAUUCUUCAGGCCAGUAAGCUAUGAAUUCUUACUGUAACACUCAAAUGUUGUAUGUCCUCUUUAAAAGAUGAGGAUUUGAACAGGGUUUUAAUCUUGCGACAUAAAGAGUGGUAAAGAAAUGAAGGCUGAUCCAAAAAACUGGAGUUUAGAGUGUGAAACAGUGAAACUGGGUCUGUAGAGAGAAGAGUUGCACUAGAGAGGAAAAUGUUUUUUUUUGUCAACCUCACAUCCCACUGUGAUAUGUUGUACAUGGGUUAAACUUUGAUGUACCGUGUGUGUGUGUGUGUGUGUGUGUGUGUGUGUGUGUGUGUGUGUGUGUGGCUGUGUGUGUGUGUGGCUGUCUGUCGGGCCACAUUUUGUGUUUUAUUGAUGAUCUACUCUUCUUCUUCUGACUAUUCUGCAGUGGAUAUUUGUCUUGUUUUACGACAGCUUCGGUAAAGCUGUCAUGUUUUUGAUGGAGGGUACUUCUGUGAUGCUGUUGUUGGUGGCUCUAAUAGCGCCUUCCUCCGAGGUGGGUGAAAGGUGAUAUAUACCACAGAAAAUACAUCUGCAAUUUUUAAAUUCAAAAUUUAAUUGUAAGUCUGUAGAAAAAAAGAAAUAUUUUAACGUAAGUGUAGACUCUAUUGAUGCUAUAUAAUUAGAGUAAAAAAAACGUAAUUACUGUAGUACCCAAACCAGCAACAUGCAUCCUUAAUCCACACUUAAAGGUACUGAUGUUUAUACCUUUGUCUCCAAAUACUCUGUCACGCACCACUUGUUGAUUUGAUGUCUGUGUACGGGUAUGUGUAUACAAUACAACAGUACUGUGCAUGGUGUAAAUCUGCUUGCCAAAAACCUCUCCUUUGUACACUGGUGCCAUGCUUGACAUAGAGGUGUUGUCCCUGUGAUUUGUGUUUUAUUGAAACCAGCCAACAUCUCCAGAUGCAGUGCACAUUGCUGAUAGAGAGCCAAAUGCCAGUUUCCUACUUUAUUUGUAAAGUGUAAUAUAUGUACGUGACCCAAGCACUAGAUUUUGAGUUAUUUCGAAAUGCUGACCUUUUGAAAAAACCUGAUUUGUUGCUGAAUAAGAAUUACACUGUGAUUCGUCUUGAAGUUGCCUUUCUAAUGAUUGUGUCGCGUGAGCUGCUUUGGAAGAUGGUCAUACUUAAAGGCACUGCGUUGCCAGCUGGCAACUGAAUGUAAAACUAUAGGCAGAUAUGCAUUUAUUUGUUCAUAAUCUGUUCCAAUGAAUGGUGAUAUUUUGUUGACUCCUGACCACAGUAAACUAGAGUGUGAAACAGCUCACCUCUCCUGAGCAGAGAAGCUUUUUUCAGGUCUUAUGAAGGAAAGAAUUGAUACAUAGAGUUGUUUUAUUUCAGUGAUGUGACUGAAGCGGACAUGAGUUUUAUUGUCUAUAGUGAAUUAAUGACAGAAUUUACAGUUUGUUAAAGUACAAAAGUUUUAAGACACUGGACCAAAAGCAAAACAGCCUCUAUACUGCAUUCACCAAGCUGUUUAUAGCUACAAAUAAGAACAAAGUAACUUUUUGCAUUUGAAAAAUUGCAUAGGAAAAAAAUAUAGAAAGAGCUUUUUCUGUAAUUAUUACACAUUUGUGUGUGUAUUGUACAGCCUUUUAAAUUGAUUUAUGGAAAGAUCAUUUAAAAUGAUUUUCCUCUGGACUUUGGAAAUGCUUGAGUGGUUAAAGUACGCCCUCUUGUGGCUCUGUAUUAUUAUAGCACAUCACUAUGUGGUACCAUUCAUCUAACUGUGCUUGCACUGUAUGCCAACAGCCGGUCUAAACCACAACAAGAUUGGGAGCGAAUCCUCUAUGUACUCAAUUCAAAUGAUUGUAUUUUUGUUCUUGUAAAGAGUCUGCUUAAGCCCUUGUUCAAAAGACUUGUUUGUAAAUAUUGCUUUUCAUCCUUUUUUGUAAAUAAAGCCAACAAAAAUGUUUAAUAAAGAUGAAGACGCAUACAAUAGACCAAA